GCAUUGGAUUUCAUCUGCUUUAUUUGUGUAUUAGCUGGUGGCCCCAGUUAUUAUGCUGGUGCCGGUUGGGCUACGUUUGUUUGCAUAUUCGGCAUGAUGGUCACUCUCACACUCCUCGUCCUGUACUUAUUUCGUAUCGUCGACAUGUUCCAACAAAUGCCGUGGAUUGUCAGUGAAAUGAUUUUUUGCUUCGCCUGGGCAAUAUUCUUUUUCAUUUGUGGUUGUGUGCUGGCAGUAGCCGCAGCACGAUUCCAUGGCGUUACCGGUUACGGCGCAGCGGCUGUAAGUUUUGAUUGA
Molecule: messenger RNA, 297 nt
Organism: Gongylonema pulchrum
Lineage: Eukaryota; Metazoa; Nematoda; Chromadorea; Rhabditida; Gongylonematidae
Source: the annotation of a GenBank genome assembly